Messenger RNA from Portunus trituberculatus (swimming crab), 2184 nucleotides. It is a transcript of the gene Med, whose product is annotated as mothers against decapentaplegic homolog 4-like. The record is from RefSeq and is a predicted model, not a curated record. Gene Ontology annotation, molecular function: RNA polymerase II cis-regulatory region sequence-specific DNA binding; DNA-binding transcription factor activity, RNA polymerase II-specific; I-SMAD binding. Gene Ontology annotation, cellular component: heteromeric SMAD protein complex. Gene Ontology annotation, biological process: regulation of transcription by RNA polymerase II; anatomical structure morphogenesis; SMAD protein signal transduction. Lineage: Eukaryota; Metazoa; Arthropoda; Malacostraca; Decapoda; Portunidae.
CACACACACACACACACACACACACACACACACACACACACACACACACACACACACACACACACACACACAGUUUUGUCAGUCAUUCCACUCUGUCAGACAGCCAUGAUGUGUCUACCAACUUUUAACUACCACUUGCAUCCAAUGAUGACGAAUGCUCCUACCUCUGCGGAUGCCUGCCUGAGCAUUGUGCACUCCCUCAUGUGUCACCGGCAGGGAGGAGAACCAGAGGGAUUUUCCAAACGUGCCAUUGAAAGUCUCGUCAAAAAACUCAAGGAGAAACGUGAUGAACUGGACUCGCUCAUCACCGCCAUCACCACCAACGGCUCCCACCCCAGCAAGUGUGUCACCAUUCAGCGCACUCUGGACGGCCGGCUGCAGGUGGCGGGGCGCAAGGGGUUCCCUCACGUGAUCUACGCACGAAUCUGGCGGUGGCCGGACUUGCACAAGAACGAGCUGAAGCAUGUGAAGUACUGUCAGUUUGCCUUCGACCUCAAGUGUGACUCGGUGUGCGUCAACCCCUACCACUAUGAGCGUGUCGUGUCCCCGGGCAUUGCAGACUUGACGGGACUCAGCUUGCAUAUGGAGUGUGAGGUGAGUGGGGGCAGCAGCUCAGGGCCUCAGGAUGCCUCGGUUGGCCCUGGACCCUCCGGCAUUUCAGGGCUGUCCAGUUCCCAGCCCAGUGCCAACUCCCCAGCCCAGCCAGCUGGACCUCAGGCUAGCCCAACAUCCUCACAGAGUGGCUCAAUGCACCAGACAGUUUCCGCCUCAGCGCAGACUAUACACCCCAUGUCCCACCAGCCCACCUCCUACUCCCUCCUCUCCCCCACAGACAGCACCUCCAGCCACAUGUCUCAGGGCCUUCAGUCACCCACGGCCUCUACACCAGGAAGUCAGACAUUCUUCACCGACUCCGUGCCGUCCGCCAGCCUCACGCAGCCUCACCCAGCACAGCAGCCACCACCACCACCACCACCUCAACAGUCACCGCAGCAGCAACAGCAAAUACAACAACAACAACAGCAACAAAAUGGCUUUACCGUGUUGGGGGCUGGCAGCGGCGGUAGCACUGGGGGAGGAGGGGGAGGGGUGCAAGCUGUGGGGUCACCGUUUAGCCAGGGGGGGCCAGGGAGUGUACCCACAGCCUCCCCGUCCCCACAGCAGAACCCCUUGCCCCCACCCCACCCUGUGUCAUCCCACUCCAUGUCGCAGCCUAACUGGAGUGGCCACAAUACUCUGUCAUACACCCCCAUGAUGGGAGACAGACAGAACCAUAAUUACUGGGAGCCACCGCCCAUGAUGCAGGACGUCCCCAUUGUGCCCCUCUCCUCCCAGCCUGGUCCGGAGUUCUGGUGUUCUAUCGCAUACUUCGAAUUGGACACUCAGGUAGGGGAGACAUUCAAGGUGCCAUCAAGCUGCCCCUCCGUCACUGUGGAUGGCUAUGUGGACCCUUCAGGAGGCAACCGUUUCUGUCUCGGCGCCCUCAGCAAUGUCCACCGCACUGAGCAGAGUGAGAGGGCAAGGCUGCACAUAGGGAAAGGCGUUCAGCUGGACCUGCGAGGGGAGGGGGAUGUGUGGCUGCGGUGCCUCAGUGACCACAGUGUGUUUGUGCAGAGCUACUACCUGGACAGAGAGGCGGGCAGGUCUCCAGGCGAUGUGGUGCACAAGAUUUACCCGUGUGCCUGUAUUAAGGUGUUUGACUUGAGCCAGUGCCACCGCCAGAUGCAGGCUCAGGCCACCACGGCUCAGGCGGCAGCCACGGCCCAGGCAGCUGCGGUGGCUGGCCAGAUCUCCGGCCCCGUGGCUGUGGCCGGCAUCUCUUCUGGUAACCUCUCUGCAGCAGCUGGGAUAGGAGUGGAUGACCUGCGGCGCCUCUGUAUCCUACGCCUGAGCUUUGUGAAGGGCUGGGGGCUGGACUACCCUCGGCCCUCCAUCAAGGACCCCUGCUGGAUUGAGGUUCACUUGCACCGCGCCCUGCAGCUCCUGGAUGAGGUUCUACACACCAUCCCGCUCGACGGCCCUCGCCCCAUUGAGUGACAGGAAUGACAGUCAGGUGGUGUGGCAGAGGGCAAGCAGGACAGAUCUUCUUGCUGGUCCUGCCUCUGCUCUUCUUGCUGCUUCUGUUGCCCCUGUUGCUGUCAACACUCAAUGUUCUGAAAGAGAGAGAGAGAGAGAGAGAGAGAC